AUGACGACCACACACCGACCUUUGUCGGAAACCAGUCCCACCACAAAACAACUGAAUAUGACACUAAAGACCCUAAAAAACGAUCCUUCAAUUGUCAUCCUGCCUGCCGACAAAGGUCGGUGCGUGGUCGUCAUGGAUACAGCCGAAUACAAGGAGAAGAUAGAAGCAUUACUGAGUGAUGAAUCAACUUAUAUCAAAAUAACCGAUAAACGAAGAAAUCCUACAUCACAUGUUGAAAAAGACCUCAAUAAACUUCUCCAAGAUAUCAAGAAGCAACCCAGUGGACAUGACUCUAAUAAACCCCAACUUCCUGAUAAACUUUAUUACCACCUUCACAGCACGGAUGCAUUACCUGCAGCAUUCUAUGGUUUACCCAAAAUCGACAAACCUGAAAUACCUCUUCGCCCAAUAACCAGUUGUAUCAGUUUUGCCACAUACAACCUCUCCAGUCACCUGGUACAUAUUUUAUCACCGCUUCAGACCCGAAAAUUUUCCGUAAAGAAUAGUUCGGAGUUCUCAAGCAAAAUUGCCAAACACCCUAUACCAGACGAUGCAGUAAUGGUAUCCUUCGAUGUUGUCUCAUUGUUUACGUCAAUCCCAGUUGAACUUGCAUUAUCUGUUGUUCAAAGAAGAUUAGAUGACGAUAAAGAUCUCCAAGAUCGGACAGACAUCUCCCGAACAAACAUCUUAAGAUUACUCAAAUUUGUCCUCACAAACAGCUAUUUCACGUAUGAAAACACGUAUUAUCAACAAAUAUUCGGUUGUGCCAUGGGCUCCCCCAUUAGUGCCACCGUGGCGAAUAUAAUCAUGGAACACAUUGAAGAUCAGGCCAUUACAUCAGCAGCGCACCCUCCUAUAUGGUGGUUUCGCUUUGUAGACGAUAGCCACACAGGCCUACAUAAAGACCAUGUACAAGAAUUCCACGACCACUUGAAUUCAAUCAACCCACACAUACAGUUCACAAUUGAGAUGGAGCAAGACAACAAACUUGCUUUCCUAGAUACCAUCACAUACCGCAAAGAUGGACACAUACAAAUCAAGGUUUACCGGAAAACAACCCACACAGACAAGUACCUAGAUUUCAAUUCCCACCACCCAGCCACUCACAAACGUUCCGUUGUCAACACUUUAUUAGACCGUGCAGACAACAUUCCGUCAACAAGAAAUGGCAAACGCAAAGAAAGAAAACACGUCAUGAAAGUACUACAAAGUAAUGGAUAUUCCACCAAAUUCAUCAAAAAUUGUGAUACUAUGCGUAAAUGUUCAAAAGAUAGAACCAACAAUGAGAAUGAUUCUGCAGGCCUAGUUGUAUUACCCUACAUCCAAGGAGUUUCAGAACGCAUUGCCAGAGUACUUAGACGCGAAAAUCUCAAAGUUGGCUAUAAACCCAUUAGGACCUUGAACAACUGCUUUCCAAAACCCAAAGACAAACCAAAUAUUAUGCAGUCCAGGGAAGUGAUAUACCAAAUCAACUGUCAGAAUUGUGAAUUUGUGUACAUUGGACAGACCGAACGUGCACUCCGGACCCGGCUCAAAGAACAUCAACGAGCCAUCAUUAAACAGGAUAAGAAUUCUAAAUUAGCCCAACACGCAACUUUACACAAACACAGUAUAGAUUUAAAAAACCCCAAGAUUAUAGACAAAGCAAACAAUUAUCGACAACGUUUGUUCCUUGAAGCAUGGCAUUCCCAAAGGGCCACCAAUGCCGGUAGUGAUCAUAUCGAAUUACCUGGCAUUUAUGUUACUCUAAAUUAG
Messenger RNA from Dendronephthya gigantea, 1755 nucleotides. RefSeq lists its product as uncharacterized. The transcript has a single exon. The record is from RefSeq and is a predicted model, not a curated record. Bases 1 to 1755 code for a protein of 584 amino acids. NCBI's taxonomy places the organism in Eukaryota, Metazoa, Cnidaria, Anthozoa, Malacalcyonacea, Nephtheidae.